Messenger RNA from Protopterus annectens (West African lungfish), 3680 nucleotides. It is a transcript of the gene METTL8, whose product is annotated as methyltransferase 8, methylcytidine. The record is from RefSeq and is a predicted model, not a curated record. Bases 765 to 2030 code for a protein of 421 amino acids. The transcript has 12 exons. Lineage: Eukaryota; Metazoa; Chordata; Ceratodontiformes; Protopteridae. Gene Ontology annotation, molecular function: tRNA (cytidine-N3)-methyltransferase activity.
UUCCGGUUAAAAAAUAAUAAUAAAACUAAGCCACAAGUCAGUAUACACAAUGUGGUUGGACUUAGGAAAUCUGAUUUGAAAUUUGUUUAGAAAGUAUGCUCCGUAAUAACUGUAUCAUUUUAUUCGCGACGAUUUGUAACUUUCCGGGUGCAGUUUCUGUUAAUGGUAACGUUCAGGGGUUUAGGCAAGGAUUUUUCAUUUUGUACUUGGGGUCUUAAAUUUUUACUCCACAUCAUGUUCGAAAUUUGUAUUCACCCCCAAAUGCUGUCCUUUAGAUAUUGAAGGAAUAAUGAAUAUUUUCCACUGUUGGUUGUAUUCUAAUUGUAACAGGUCCUCUUAACGGAUAGGUUUAUACACGGUGUUUAUGAAUUUCUGUUGCAGGUAUAAGACUGUUUCAGACAUCGUGUGGCCUUCAGAAGUUAUGCUUUUUUUCUGAAAACUGUUCAUGAAAAAAGUCGCUCACCUAAGCACGCUGGUUUUGCUUACUUACGUUCUUCCUUACGUUUUAACAGUUGGUAGACUUGUACGAGGUAAGUAGGUAGAUGCUGGACUCGGAGUACAUAUUUUAUCCAAGAAAACAGCAGGGAAGAUUACAAAUUGAAGAGCAAGGAGCAGGAAGCAAACACAACGCAUAUUAUAUUCAUAGCAGAUGCUGGCAAGGAAAUGUCAUUUAGAUUCAGACAGUCCAAAAGUAUGUUAGAACGUCAGGACUGAAAACCGCCAAUUGCCAUAUUGAACCAUUUGUCUGUAAGUGCUUUGGAGAAAUGAAGAUAAAAAUACAGAUUUGUUUAAUUCAAAAGUUGUCCAUUAUAUGGCUGAAAAGCUGUCAUUCACACUGUAGAUUCAAAAGCCGUGGUCGUCCAACUGCCCCUCUUGGCUCACGGAUCCUGACUGACCCUGCACGAGUAUUUGAACAUAAUAUGUGGGAUCAUAUGCAGUGGACUGAAGCAGAAGUAGCAGCUGCUAAAAAGAAAGCAUUGGAAAAUUCAAGUCCCAGAGUUCCUCAUCAGGAACAAGUUAAAUAUGAGAAAGAAGCCAGUAAAUACUGGGAUCAGUUUUAUAGGACUCACAAGAACAAAUUUUUCAAAGACCGUAAUUGGCUGUUCACAGAGUUUCCGGAAAUCCUUCCAUACAGAAAAGUUACCCAGCUAGAUGAAGAAAACAAGUCAAAUGAGAUCAGAAAUGUCUGCACUUUGUCUUCAGAGAGCAAAACAUUGUAUAGUCAAAAAUCUGUGCAAGGCACAUGUGGCCAUUUUGAAACUCCAAUUGUCACCUCUAGUGAUUCAACAAGGAAACAUAAGAGCAACAAAACCAGCAAUGGAACACAUUGUAUGACGCAGAACACGUUUCCCAUAGUUAUAGGAAAUGGACAAGACCCAGUAGAAUCUGAGAUGACGGAUGACAGAAAUGCAUCAUUCAGAAUUUUUGAGGUUGGAUGUGGUGCAGGAAAUACGCUUUUUCCCAUACUGAAUGCCAUUGGUAAUGAAUCAGGAAUUUUUCUUUAUUGUUCUGAUUUUUCUAAAGAAGCAGUGGAUCUCGUAAAGUUGCACUCUUGUUACAACCCAGCUUGUUGUUAUACCUUUGUUCAUGACGUAUGUGAUGAAACACAACCUUUCCCAUUUCCUGAUGGAAGCAUAGACGUUAUUCUUCUUGUUUUCAUGUUGUCUUCAGUUCUUCCUGAAAGGAUGCCAUAUGUCAUAACUAGGUUGGCCCAUGCACUGAAGCCAGGAGGAAAAAUACUGUUUCGAGAUUAUGGUAGACAUGACUUGUCUCAGCUUCGUUUUAAAAAAGGCCACUGCUUGUUUGACAACUUUUAUGUCAGAGGAGAUGGAACAAGAGUAUAUUUCUUCACGAAAGAUGAAAUACAUAAUAUAUUCACAAGUGCUGGUUUGAAUGAAAUUCAAAAUGUAAGGGACAAAAGACUUCAAGUCAACAGGCGAAAAAAGUUGCAAUGCAGAGAGUCUGGAUCCAAGCAAAGUAUCAAAAACCAGAACAACAUUCAUAAAACAGAAAGUAGCAUAACUGCAUAAUGCUUUUAGCUGUUGGAGAAUUGUAUAUUGUGCCUCAGUAUAAAGUGUAUAAAAUAAUACUGCAUACAACAGUGAUGGCUAAAAAGAAGGGAUCCUGUCUGGAAUGCCAUUUGUCCAUAUUUGAAUAACAGUUUGGAUGCCAGAAAUCCAGUCUAUGAAACAAAAUGUGAGCAGCCAGAGGUCUGCUAUAUUCUGUCAGGAUAGGAGUAGAGUAAAUCAGAUUUGUUCCUGCUCAGCAGUCUACCCCGAGUAGAUACAGUGGGACAUUUCUGACAGACUUAUACAGCAGGCCAUGCAUCUAGAAUCAUAUACAUGGACCAUGCUAAUGGAGCUACUUAUGGAGAGCUAGGUGUUAGUGUUUUAUAGCAGCAUGAUACGUAAUAGAAGUAAGCCCUCCACUGGCUUUCUGAUGGUAUUUCUCAAGCUAAUUUCUUAAUCGUGUCCUCCACUGAGACAUUUGUUUUGCUUCACUGACAGAACAAGUAAGAAUAUUGGGUUUGGUGGGUCCAGGAGUUCAUGAAAUCUGCAAGCUAUUGAUCUUAAAACAUACAUUUUUGAAAUUAGCAUUGUAAAAAAUAUUCCCUGCUCUGUGAUGCACAGGUAUGAAGUUUUGACAGCAGCCCAUGUUUGACUAGAAAGCCAUGGUGCUAAAGGAGCUGCUCAGGGAGGGCCGGCAGUAUGCACCUGAUGGUGACUUUCCCAUCCCUUGGGGAGGGUGGUACACUGGUCCUUCUGCUUGAGCAUUAUCAAAUGGGCACAGGCUUAUAUAUGGAGACAAAUGCACACUGGUGCCUUCUUAGCAGCGCAUUGCCCUUUAGCUUAGGACUGAAUAUUUGAAAGCACACACUUACACUGGGCCUGGCACUGCAGAACUUUUUGUCCUCCCCAACCUUGACAAACUAGUACUUCCAGAUUCUUACUCUCCCUUUAUAACCCUCUGUCCUGCUGGAUUUUUAGUACCCCUCAUCAUCCUGCUUGAAGUUUCUUUUUAACUGGAAAUAUUUCCCUUAUUAGAAGCCCUCUAACUUAUUUGCUGGCAGUAAAGGAUGAAAAUUAAGGGCUUAUGGACUGUCAUCCAUAGCUAGAUCAGGAUUAUUUUCUUUACCUUGUAUUCCCAACCAUCACGUGGAAAGACAAUACUGACAAAACAUGAUCUUUAUUGCCAAGGCACACAUGCUUGCCUCUACAUACUUAUACUUAUACCUUGUUACGUGUGCCAUAUAUGAUGAUCCUGAUACACUGGGUCCAACAUCUGCCUUCUGCCAUGUGGUGCUUGAGUACUGAGACAUAGUCAUCUGAGGAUGUGCUACUGUUAUUGGCUAUUUAAUCCCAUUCAUUGUCAACACCAGCACAAUGCACCACUACUUAAACUCAAUUUACUGUUGCUGCAGUUAGGAAUUUAUCUGUGUUACCAUUGAAGCUAGCUUCUAACAUUUUUUCAGCAGGGUCAAACAACCAGAAAGUAGCAGAGCAAGCUAAACAGGAAAAUCCAAGUCAGGCAUGGUUAAUGAUCCACUCACUGGUCCUCCAUUUUAAUCUCCGCACACACUGCCUGACGAAAAGCAGGUCUAUAUUAUAUUGUUGACAGGUGAAAAUGUCAACUCUGACUUGUUCGACACCAAAAUGUCGAACUACAAAAUUAGCGAACAG